AUGAAAAAGUGUGACGAGAAUCCUCACCUCGAGAGAUUACAAAGUGCAACAUCAAUGGGUACACGAGCGGCUACAAUUGUGUUAACGGGAGCUGCUGUACUGAUUGGGACAAGAGCUAAAUUGUGUUCAUCUAUGGCGGAAAGAGAAAAACCAAAAACAGAGCUAAAUUAUAGACCGACGCAGACGCCAUCUGUAACGACCAGUUGGUUGCCACGUUCGUCAGAGUGUGGUGUUUGGUCGGAGAGCAAGAGUCCGACAGAAUAG
Messenger RNA from Ilex paraguariensis (yerba mate), 264 nucleotides. Lineage: Eukaryota; Viridiplantae; Streptophyta; Magnoliopsida; Aquifoliales; Aquifoliaceae. The record is from the annotation of a GenBank genome assembly.